This is a messenger RNA of Ilyonectria robusta, 2940 nucleotides long. Its product is annotated as CHAT domain-containing protein. Lineage: Eukaryota; Fungi; Ascomycota; Sordariomycetes; Hypocreales; Nectriaceae. The record is from RefSeq and is a predicted model, not a curated record. The transcript is spliced from 4 exons. Bases 1 to 2940 code for a protein of 979 amino acids. Gene Ontology annotation, molecular function: protein binding.
AUGGCCACUCUGGACCGUGUUAUCGAAGCAGCUGAGAGGGAUGCAGCAGCAACCCCGCCGGGCCACUCAGAUCGAGCCGUACGCUUAAACGACCUUGGAAUUUACCUUAUCGAAAGGUUUACUCUCAGUAGCUCGAAGGAAGAUCUUGAUCGGGCUAUCGAGGUUACUGAUAUGACGAUUAAUACUCUACCUCAACAGCAUCCGGAUCGAGCGCGCUACCUGGACAAUCUUGCGACAAGGCUUGGUCUCCGGUUUGGGUUAACUGGCUCGAUUGAUGACCUUAAUCGUGCCAUUGAUCUUGCCGAUACAGCAGUGGAGGCUACGCCACCCGGCCACAUUCAUCGAGGCCGUUUCUUAGCCAACCUCUCGAUUUGGCUUUGUAGAAGAUUUGAGGGGAUUAGUGUGAUGGAUGAUCUUAAUCGCGCUAUUAGGGCUGCCGAUCUGGCCGUGGAGGCCGUGUCGGAAGACUCCCCUAGUCGAGCUAAUUAUUUAAGCAUUCUUGGAAAUUGUCUGGGCAGGCGAUACGAGCAAACCUCUUCUCAAGACGACCUCGACCAUGCGAUAUCGGUUGCCGAGUUAUCGUUGAAGGACACACGUCAAGAUGGCAUACAUCGAGUCGUCUAUCUCCACACCCUCGGGAUGUGGCUUGGCCGGCGAGCUGAUCGAACUGGCUCCAAAGUCGAUCUCGAUCGUGCAAUCGAGGCUACGGAUAUGGCAGUCGAGGCUAUACCGCUAGGCCACCCUGGCCGAGUCAUGUGUCUCAUCAACCUCGGGAUGUUGCUCGGUAGGCGAUUUGACAUGGUUGGGUCGAUGAACGACCUCAACCGCGCCGUCCAAGUUACCGAUGCUGGGCUCAAGCUCUUAUUGCCGAAUAGCCCCUUUCAAACCGCCUGUUUAAACAACCUUGCCAUGUGGCUUCUCAGGCGAUUUGAUCGGGCCGGCCUGAUGGAGGACCUUGACCGUGCUAUAAAGGUUGCUGAAUUGGCGGUUGAAGUCACUGCUUGCGAUCACCCCGAGCGAAUCGUCUGCUUGAAUUCGCUGGGAUCUUGUCUUGGCGCGCGAUUCGAUCGGACUGGCUCGAUGGACGAUCUCAAUCGCGCUGUUGAAGUUGCCCGUAUGGCAAUAAAGGCCACCCCUCACGACCACUCUCUUCAAGCAAGUCAUUGGGAUGCGCUUGGGGUAUGGCUCGAUAGGCGAUUUGACCGGACUAGUUCGAUGGAUGAUCUCAAUCACGCUAUUGAGGUAGCUGAGUUGGCAAUAGAGGCAACUCCUCUAGACCACAUGGAUCGAGCCAGCUAUUUAAACAAUCUCGGGUGCUAUCUCGACAAGCGGUUCCAGCGGGUUGGUUCGACGGACGAUCUCACGCGUUCUCUUUCGUCUUUCAUGGAAGGCUGGAAUUGCCCAGGUACUCCGACGUCUAAUCGUAUUCGUCUGGCUCUCGGCGCCGCUGGCACAUACGCCUCGCAUUCAAAUUGGGAAGAGUCAAGCCAGCUGCUCGAAAAAGCCGUGGAACUGCUUCCCGCCUUCGUGGGCCUCGCUUCCACGGCGGCCGCUGUCGCUUUAAACGCUGGCAAGGAUGCCUACGACGCCUUGAAGCUUCUCGAGCUCGGCCGCGGCAUCAUUGCUAAUCUGUUGAUGGACAUGCGCGGGGAUAUUUCCGAUCUCAAGCAGAUGCAUUGUGGUUUGGCAGAUGAAUUCAUAUCCCUCCGUGACGAGCUCGAUUCGACAGCGGGUACUCAAUCUCCUGCGGUUCCCAGCAAUAGUACGUCUUCCUUGGAAUCGCAAGCGAAACGACGUCGCGAAGCAGACCAGAAAUUCACUGAACUCAUCGCCAAGAUUCGUGCUCAGCCAGGAUUUGAGAGCUUUUUCCUGCCGCCAACUGCAGAUGAGCUAAUGGCCGCUGCGAACCAAGGCCCUAUUGUCGUUGUUAAUCUGAGUUCGUAUCGUUCCUCCUUCGACAUGGAAUCACUGUUGGAAUGGCUCUGGGAUGCUAUCUGUCGCCCAUGCCUAGACGCACUCGGCUUCAAGGAUCCACCUUCUGAUGAUAAUUGGCCUCGUGUGUGGUGGAUUCCCACGGGACAUCUCAGCCGGCUUCCUCUUCACGCAGCAGGAAGCUAUGCUGUGGCGUCUACUCAUACGGUCAUGGACAGAGUCAUGUCAACAUACGCUUCAUCUAUCAAGGCGUUAAUGCAUGGACGCCGAUAUGGCAUUCGAGGUCACACCAACCCUGAGCCGGACUCGGCUCUCCUGAUUGCUAUGCGCGAAACACCGAACUUGUCCACGAGUGGACUGCUUCCGUUCGCCGUCGAUGAGGUGAAUAUGCUAGCAGCACUCUGUCCCUCGCUCCGGCUCAAGCCGAUCAUGCCACCACCACGCAAGGAUGAGGUUCUUAAGCACUUACAGACGUGUAAAAUAUUCCACUUUGCAGGCCAUGGGCAGUCGGAUCCGGCAGACCCUUCGCAAAGUUGUUUGCUUCUCGAGGAUUGGAAGACGAACCCACUGACGGCGGGUGCCCUCCGGGAUCACAGACUGCAAGACAACCCUCCGUUUUUCGCCUAUCUCUCGGCUUGCUCGACGGGGGCCAACGAGGCGGACAGAUUUGCCGACGAGGGAGUUCAUCUUGCCCAUGCCUUCCAGCUCGCAGGCUUUCGGCAUGUUAUUGGGACGCUCUGGAAAGUAUCGGAUAAGCAUUGUGUUGAUGUGGCCAGAGUGCUCUACAGGACGAUGGAGGACGAAGGGAUGACGGACUUGGCCGUUUGCCGGGGCCUCCAUCGUGCCGUCAGGGCGCUGCGCGACGGUCGAAUUGAGACGGAAUGGCAAGAGAGAAAUGCUACCUUGCUGAGGCAAGCAAGCAGUUUGGAUGAAAUUAGGGAUGUUACUAUUUGUAACGAGGAUGCAAAGCUAUUUUACUGGGUUCCUUAUAUUCAUUUCGGUGUAUAG